AUGGCUUUUGUCUUGAGAUUUGUUGACAAAGAUGGUUUUAUAAAAGAGAGAUUUUUUUAUCUUUAUCAUGUUCAAGAUACAUCAUCUAUGACACUUAAAAAUGCUAUUAGUGAAAUACUCUCACAUCAUUGCCUUGAUAUCCAGAAUAUCCGUGGCCAAGGAUAUGAUGGUGCCAGUAACAUGCGUGGUGAAUGGAAUGGAUUGCAAGCAUUAUUUCUUAAUGAAUGUCAUUGUGCUUAUUAUGUGCAUUGUUUUGCUCAUCGAUUACAAUUAGCCUUGAUUGCUGUCUCUAAGGAAGUUUCUUCUAUAUAUCAAUUCUUUCAGAAUUUGAAUUUUAUCAUUAAUAUCAUCACUGCUUCUUCUAAGCGUCAUGAUCAAUUCCAAGCUACCCAAAUUUCUGAAUUUGAACAUCUGCAGGCUAUUGGUGAGCUUAAAACCGAUACAGGUUCUAACCAAAUAGGUGCAUUAAAGAGGGCAAGUGAUACUAGAUGGGGUUCUCAUUUUUAUUCUAUAUGCAGUCUUCAACGAGGGUAUAAUGAAUCGUGUUCUGAGAUCAUGGGCAUCACUGAAAUUCUUUGUCAAGCAUUACAACAAAAAUCUCAAGAUAUUUUGAAUGCUAUACAAUUAGUUUCAAGUACAAAGGAACUUAUUCAAGAAUUGCGAGAUGAUGGUUGGAAAAGAAUACUUGAAAGUGUUGUUAAUUUCUCCAAGCUUUAUGAAAUAGAUAUUCCAGAUCUUGAUGCUCAAUAUAUUGAAGGUCGUGGCCGUCAACAACAUGAUCAAAUAACUAUUGAGCAUCACUAUCAUUUUGAUAUCUUUAAUUCAACAAUUGACUUUCAAUUACAAGAGUUAGAUAGAAGGUUUACUGAGCAAACAAUGGAACUUUUAUCACUUAGCUCUUCAUUAGAUCCGAAGAAUGGUUACAAAGCAUUUAAUGUUGAUGAUAUUUGUAGCCUUGCAGAGAAAUACUACCCUCUUGAUUUUUCUGAGCAGGAGAGAAUUAGUUUGAAUUUUCAAUUGAAGCAUUUCCACAAGGACAUCCCAAAAAAUCCAGAACUUCAAAAUUUAUCUUCAAUUUCUGAGUUGUGUCAGGGAUUAGCCAAGACAGGAAAGUCAAUUUCCUAUCAUUUAGUUGAUAAGCUAAUUAGUCUUAUCUUAACACUUCCAGUUUCAACAGCAAGUAGUGAGCGUGCAUUCUCAGCAAUGAAAAUUGUGAAAACAAGGCUUCGAAACAAAAUGGAGGAUGACUUUCUUGCAAAUAAUUUGGUAGUGUAUAUUGAAAGAGAGAUUGCUAAAAUUUUUACUACAGAUUCUAUCCUUGAAGAUUUCGUUAAUUUAAAAGAGCGUCGUAUACAAUUUUAG
Gastrolobium bilobum is the source of this 1362-nucleotide messenger RNA. RefSeq lists its product as uncharacterized. The transcript is spliced from 2 exons. Lineage: Eukaryota; Viridiplantae; Streptophyta; Magnoliopsida; Fabales; Fabaceae. Bases 1 to 1362 code for a protein of 453 amino acids. The record is from RefSeq and is a predicted model, not a curated record. Gene Ontology annotation, molecular function: protein dimerization activity.